CACGUGCAGUAGUCAUGGUUCAAGAUGCACAGAGGUUUAUCAUAACUCCAGCAGUCGGGUGAGGAUGACUUGGAAGCCUCUGCAAGAUCCUGGCACAGAAACUACAUUAAAUAAUGUAUUCUGAGGUAUACUGGUUACCUGAGGAAGGGCUCUAAAUAAUGCAUUUUCUGAGCAUGACAGUUGUAGCAGAAGAGAAUGCUGAAACCUGUAGCAAGACUACAGCCUGAGAUGAAAGAAUGUCUCAUUACCAUUUUAUCAAAUGCUGCUGUUUCCAGCUAUGUAAUGUUUUUCGGUCCCAUGAGAUGGAAAUUGAGCAGUGCUUGCUGGAGUCCCUCCCUCUUGGCCAGCGGCAGCGGCUGGUGAAGCGAAUGCGCUGUGAUCAAAUAAAGGCAUAUUAUGAACGAGAAAAAGCUUUCCAGAAACGGGAGGGCUACGCGAAAAAACUGAAACAUGGAAAGAAUCAUCGAGUUCGUUUUAAUCUUGCUGAUAUGAUACAGGAUGCAAUCAUACGUCAUGAUGAUAAAGAAGUGCUACGGCUAUUGAAGGAUGGUGCCGACCCUCAUACGCUUGUUUCCUCAGGAGGCUCCUUGCUCCAUCUGUGUGCCCGCUACGAUAAUGCAUUUGCUGCAGAAAUUCUAAUUGACAGAGGAGUAAAUGUAAAUCAUCAAGAUGAGGAUUUUUGGACAUCAAUGCAUGUAGCCUGUGCAUGUGAUAAUCCUGAUAUUGUCCUGCUACUGCUACUAGCUGGAGCAAAUGUGCUGCUGCAAGAUGUUAAUGGAAACAUUGCCCUUGAUUAUGCCAUAGAAGGGACUGAAUCUAGCAGCAUCCUUCUGAUGUACUUGGAAGAAAACGGUGUGGAGCUGAAUUCACUGCGCCAAAUGAAAAUACAGAGACCUAUGACAAUGCUUACAGAUGUCCAACAGCUCAUAUCGAGUGGUGGAAGCGUGAAUCAAAAGAAUGAUGAAGGAGUUACCCUGCUGCAUGUGGCCUGUGCUAAUGGAUACAAGAAUGUUGCAUCUCUGAUACUGGAUCAUGGUGCUGAUCUCAAUGUAGUGGAUAAUCAGUACUGGACACCCCUACAUUUAGCUGCAAAGUAUGCACAGACUAACCUUGUGAAGCUGCUCUUGAUGCACUGGGCAAAUCCCAAUCUUCUAAAUUGCAAUAAUGAAAAGCCUUCAGAUGUUGCAGCUUCUGAGUUUAUUGAGGAAAUGCUUCUGAAGGCUGAAAUUGUUUGGGAGGAAAAAAUGAAAGACCCUUUAGCUGUUUCUACUUUAUCUCAAGAAGAGCCAUAUGAAGAGAUCAUCCAUGAUCUGCCCACAAUUUCCAGUAAACUCAAUCCCCUGGCUUUACCAAUUGCCAAGCAAGACAGUUUGCUGGAGAAAGACACCAUGUUUAAAGAUGCAGCUAAAGGCUUAUGUAAGCAGCAAUCUCAAGACAGUGCUUCUGAAAAUGUCCCUGUGAGCACUACAACCAAACUUGAACAGAUCAAGCUAAUGCCUCCAGCUCCAAAUGAUGACCUGGCUUCUCUGAGUGAGCUAACAGAUAGCAGCCUGCUUUAUGAGAUUCAGAAGCGUUUCAAUAAUAAUCAGAUAUAUACCUACAUUGGUGAUAUACUGUUGCUUGUUAACCCAUUUAAAGAACUUCCUAUUUAUUCUACUAUGGUCACCCAGCUUUAUUUAAGUAACUCUGGAAAAUUGUGUUCCUCACUUCCCCCACAUAUAUUUUCCUGUGCUGAAAGAGCUUACCACAUGCUAUUCCAGGAGCAGCGUCCCCAGUGCUUUAUCCUCAGUGGAGAAAGUGGUUCUGGAAAGACUGAAGCCUGCAAACAGAUAGUGAAGCACCUCACUUGCAGAGCCACCUCCAGCAGAAAUACCUUUGAUACAAAGAUAAAACAUGUAAACUGUAUCUUGGAGGCCUUUGGACAUGCUAAGACACCCUUAAAUGAUUUUUCCAGCUGUUUUAUAAAGUAUUUUGAGCUACAGUUUUGUGAGAAGAAAAAAACAUUAAUUGCAGCUAGGAUUUAUACAUACAUGUUGGAGAAGUCUCGUGUCAUUAUGCAACCUCUAAACCAGAGUAAUUUUCAUGUUUUUUACUUGAUGAUGGAUGGCCUGUCUGCUGAAGAAAAAUACACCCUGUACCUCAAUAACUUGUCUGCACACAGGUAUCUAAGCCAGACUGUACUGGAAGAGACGAUGGUAACAGCCAACCCUCAGAACAGGGAGAAAUUAGCCCUACUAAAACAAGCUCUAGGUGCUAUGGGAUUCAAUAGCCUGGAGGUGGAGAACCUGUUUGUAAUUCUCUCAGCAAUUCUGCAUCUUGGAGACAUUCGCUUUACGGCUUUGACAGACGCUGAGACAGCAUUCGUGUCAGACCUGCAGCUACUGGAACAAGUGGCAGGGAUGCUGCAGGUUUCACCAGAUGAGCUUGCUUCAGCCUUAACAACUGAUGUUCAGUACUUUAAAGGAGACAUGAUUGUACGGAGGCACACUAUAGAGAUUGCAGAAUUUUACCGGGAUCUCUUGGCAAAAUCUCUAUAUGGUCGUUUAUUUAGCUUUUUAGUCAACUCAAUCAACUGCUACCUUCAAAAUCAAGAUGAGACUGGCAGUGACCAGGUAUUUGAAAUUGGAGUACUGGAUAUUUUUGGAUUUGAAGAAUUUCAAAAGAAUACUUUUGAACAGCUGUGUGUCAACAUGACCAAUGAGAAGAUACACCAGUACAUCAAUGAAGUGCUUUUCCUACAAGAGCAAGCAGAAUGUGUACAAGAGGGAGUUGCCAUGGAAACGGUGUAUUCUCCUGGUAACCAUACUGCAGCCUUGGAUUUUUUCUUUCAGAAACCAUCAGGCUUUUUGUCAAUGCUGGAUGAAGAAAGCCAAUCUAUUUGGUCGGUGGAACAGAGUCUUUCUAAACGUAUUCAGUCUUACCUGGAUACAUCAGAUGCAAAUACAGUGUAUUCCUCCACAAAAGAUGGAAAUGGUAACCUUGCCCCAAAGGAUCAGGGCUCCACCUUCACUGUUAUGCAUUAUGCUGGGAGGGUUACUUACGAAAUUGCUGGUGCGAUAGAAAAAAAUAAAGAUUCCCUUUCACAAAAUCUCGUAUUUGUGAUGAAAACCAGUGAAAAUGUAGUCAUCAAUCAAUUGUUCCAGUCCAAGCUGACACAAACUGGAUCACUUGUUCCUCCAUAUCAUUCCCUUAAAAUUAAAGGGUGUAAAGCAGCUUUGCUGAGUAGAAAACCAUCAGUAGCCUGUGCAAGUGGAGAAGCAAAGAAAUAUAUUGAGCUCAGCAAGCUGUUGAAAAAGAAAGGAACAUCCUCAUUUCUUCAGAGACUGGAACGCGGGGGCCCAACCACUGUGGCAAUACAGCUCAGGAAAUCACUCACAGAUAUUAUUGGGAAGCUGCAGAACUGCACGCCACAUUCUGUUCAUUGUAUAAAGCCUAAUAACUCCAAGCUGCCAGAUACUUUUGACAAUUUUUAUGUGUCUGCUCAACUGCAGUACAUUGGUGUCCUAGAAAUGGUCAAAAUCAUACGACAUGGAUAUCCAAUACGUCUCUCUUUCACAGACUUCUUGUCACGGUAUAAAGAUUUGGCUGAUACAGCAGUAGGAGAAAAGAAGAAGUUAUCUGCCAAGGAGAGAUGUCGUCUUGUUCUUCAGCAGUGUAAAUUACAAGGCUGGCAGAUAGGAGUCCGAAAAGUGUUUCUUAAGUACUGGCAAGCUGACCAUCUCAACGAUUUGUGCCUUCAGCUUCAGAAGAAAAUUAUAACCUGCCAAAAAGUUGUAAGAGGAUUUCUAGCUCGCCAGCGCUUGCUACAGAAGAUGAGUAUCAAACAUCAAGAGGUCACUUCGAUCAAAAGCUUCUUGCAGAAUGCCAAAGCCGAGGAUAUGGGAUUGAAAAUAUAUGAUGCCUUGGUCAUUCAAAAUGCUUCUGACAUUGCCCGGGAAAAUGACCGGCUCCGCAAUGAGAUGAACGCUGCUUACCACAGGGAAAAGUUAGAGGCUAGAAACAGACCGGAAGAAGGCCACAAAAGAGCUGAAGACAAGGGUGGGAAGGUCUCUGAGGACAGCUUUGCCGGCUGUCGAACGCCUAAGCACUUUCAUUCCAGCUCCGUCCCUAUCCCCAUGACAGUGGACGGCUUGGUACAUUCUGUGGCUGGGUCAUCCAUCAGAUCCCCCUCCCUGCACUCUGUGUUCAGCAUGGACGAUAGCAAUAGCCUGCCAUCACCAAGGAAACAGCCUCCUCCCAAACCAAAGAGGGACCCCAACACACGACUGAGCGCUUCGUACGAGGCCGUUAGUGCUUGCUUGUCGGCAGCUUCUAAGGAAACCGCUAAUGAAGUACUGACCCGUCCAAGGCCACACAGUGAUGACUAUAGUACCAUGAAAAAAAUACCUCCCAGAAAACCAAAACGAAGUCCCAAUACGAAACUUAGUGGCUCUUAUGAAGAAAUACCUGGCCAAAAACCUGGGGAUGUAAAACAGACAAGCACAGUAGCUAAAACAGGUGGCUAUGACACCGUGACAGUACAGAGAGCAGCUUCUGCUGAUGGGCCACAACGUGGCAUGUUGAGUCUCUAUAUGUCACAAGAAGAGGAGGAAAAUGAGCCUGUCUAUAUUGAAAUGGUAGGGAAUGCAAUGAAAAGCAGUUCUGCUGAAGCAGAAAGCCCAGAACAAGGAGAGUCUGUAUAUGAAGAAAUGAAGUAUUUUCUACCAGAAGAAGGAAGCAAUGGUAACGGAAUAAUUCCAGUAGUGACUGGAUCUUCUCCUUUGUUGUUUGAAAGCAAAAAAAAUGUUAACAUUGAAGAUGGAACAUUGGAUGGAAACAAUCAAGCGGCUUUGAUCUAUAAAGACUCAUGUGACAUUCCAGCCCCUUUCCCUAACUUGCUGCCCCACAGGCCACCACUUCUUGUAUUUCCUCCAACCCCUGUCACAUGUUCACCUGCUUCUGAUGAAUCACCUCUAACACCAUUAGAAGUCAAAAAGCUUCCUGUCUUGGAAACCAACCUAAAAUACCCUGUGCAGUCAGAAAGCUCAAGUCCGUUAUCACCACAGUACUCCAAAAGUCAGAAAGGGGAGCAUGAAAGACCAGCAUCUCCAGGCUUGGUUGUGUUCAAUGUUUCCAGCAAAGUGACUCCUCCUUCCACACCACCUCCUCCUCUCCCACCACCCCCUCCUCCUGUACCACCUCCUAUUUCCUACCGGGCUUCCACACAUUUUGCGUUUCCUCCAGAGACUUGUGCUAGUUUUCUGAGUAAUACAGGGAAAACAGGUGCAAACUCAGAUCUGUCAAAAGUACCUCAGAGACCAAAUCCUGCUCAGCUUGGAUGCUCCUCUUCUCCAUUCUCCAAACUGCCUUACUCCCCAAAGGUGGCAAGAGCAGAUCACAGGAAAUUGAACUCAAAUUCAUCAUCUUCAUUUCCAUACAGCCCUACAAACUCAAGGUCAUUGACCAGUCCCCUUGAUGAGUUAACUAGCUUGUUCAACUCAGGACGGAGUGUGCUACGAAAAUCUGCAGCAGGACGUAAGAUCAGGGAGCCAGAAGGUGCUGAAACUAAUCUGAACUUGAGAAGCAGGGAAGAUCCAAAUACAUCAGAUGUUGGAUCAGAAACCCAGGAUAAAAAUGCAAAUAACCAUGGAACUCAGUCAUCUAAUCCACUGUCCAGUACUGUGACUGCUGAAAAUGGAAAUUCAGUAUCAAAUGGUUUACCAGAGGAAACUGAAUAUUCAAGACUGUCGGCCAGCACGACUGCAGGCUCAUCAAUUCAAAGACAUAGGGAGAGCCACACUAGUCAGGUUAUUCAUCAGCUUAGACUUUCAGAGAAUGAGAGUGUGGCUCUGCAAGAGCUUCUAGAUUGGAGGAGAAAGCUGUGUGAAGAGAGAGAAGACUGGCAGCAAAUCUUGCACAACACUGAGCAAAGAAUCACAGCCCCACCUCCACCCCCUUGUAAAAAGCCAACGCUGCUGAAGAAGGUAGAAGAUACCUCCUGCAACAGACUCUCUUCGGGCAUAUGGGAUACCACCAUGUGA
Messenger RNA from Nipponia nippon (crested ibis), 6020 nucleotides. The record is from RefSeq and is a predicted model, not a curated record. Lineage: Eukaryota; Metazoa; Chordata; Aves; Pelecaniformes; Threskiornithidae.